AUGAAAAAAAUUUAUACUUGAUAUCAUCCGAGUUCUUAAGAUGCUAAAAUUGGUUAUUUACAUUAUAAUGUAUAUGUUUAGGAAAUAUUUGUUAAAACUCAUUUUUUUUGGGAAAGCAAUAAAACAUGAGAAUUACUUAAUAUACAACAAAAUGUGUAUUGUUGAUAUGGUUGAGCAGUUUUUAUGUAACUAACCAAUUUCGCACCAUAAAAAUAUGUGGAAUAGUUUUUCUUACGUUAAUAUUUGUUUCUGUCCUUUCAUUGAUACUGUAUUAAAUAGGUAAACAUCUUAUGAAAUUUGUAAACAUCUUAUGAAAUUUGUAAACAUUAUACACGGACACAAACUUAAACAUCGUAGUCAAACGAGUCUCAACAAAAAGCUACCGAACGGCCACAUGACAUGAUACCUUUUUUUAAAUGAUCAUAGAACGAUUCUAUAAUGGUAACGUGCUUUCCUCUAUCCUCGUUAUUUUUCCAACCUAAGUGACAUGGACAUGAUGAUUUAAUAACUCAAUCCUUCCAAUAAGAGUGAUCGGAACAUUUUAUUUCCUUUCAACAGCUGGCAAUUUAUUGUUUAGUAAAUUGUCAGGAAAAUGCCAGAAUGUGAGAUUGCAAUCAAUCUCCCACAGUUCAAUGUGUGUUUCAUUGGCUUGUGUAUAUUUUAUUAUAUAUGGACCUACAUAAACUCAACGGGUCAUAUUUUAAAAAUAUAAAUUUUCUUCUUUUGGUUACAUUUCAAGAUAUAAUGUUCUCUCUAAUUCUAUAUUGGGUUUAAAAUAUAAUAUAAUGUUAUUUUUCCCAGCAAGUGUUACAAGAGUGACCUUCACGAUGACUAGGAGGCUCUCUCUCUCUCUCCCAUAUUUGUAGUUGAAUAAUUCUGUUUUGCGGAUCACCACACGACCAUUUCUCUCUCUCUUUCUUUCUCUUCUUGCCUUCGAUCUUGGCAUCUUUUCUUUGCUGUAACAUUCAUCCUCUAACUUUUUCUAUUCCAUAUUUCAAUCAUAUAUCCUUUCCCAACACAACCCUUUUGUAUCUUUUUUUUCCUUACACUAGUUGGAGCAUACCAUUAGCUUCUAUCUAGUGUCUUUCUUUUCUUGUGAUCUCUCUUUGUUGCUAUAGUAACUAGGUGGUGGUGGUGGUGUGUCUUUUUUCUCUUUCUGCCAUUUGGGUUUUACCACCUUUGAUGUCUUUGACUAUUGGAGUGGUCUCCAAACUCCAAUUUCAAAAACAUGGAUUCUGAUCAUGAGAAAUGCAGUGAUCAUGAAGAAAGUGGCGAUGAACGAGGGACCAGACUCAGUAGACACAUGAGUGAAAGUUCCAUUGCUGAAACAGAAGAUGAUGAUGAUCACGUCGAUAGGAAUAUUGAUUUGGGUCCUCAAUUCACUUUGAAAGAACAGCUAGAAAAGGAUAAGGAUGAUGAGAGUUUGAGGAGGUGGAAGGAACAGCUUCUUGGAAGUGUUGACAUUAAUUCUGUUGGAGAAACCCUGGAGCCAGAAGUGAAGUUCCUGAGCCUUGCAAUAAAAUCAGCAGGUAGAGAUGAUAUAAUUCUUCCAGUACCAGAAACAGGAAAUCCUAAUGGUUUAUGGUUUACUUUGAAAGAAGGUUCUCGUUACAGUCUAGCGUUCACUUUCCAAGUCAACCAUAACAUCGUUUCAGGUCUUAAAUAUACCAACACUGUUUGGAAAACUGGUAUCAAAGUUGACAGCACUAAAGAAAUGAUUGGAACAUUCAGUCCUCAAGCAGAACCUUACACACAUGAGAUGCCUGAAGAGAUAACACCAUCUGGAUUAUUUGCUAGAGGGGCAUACUCUGCUAAAACUAAGUUUGUUGACGAUGACAAAAAGUCGUACUUGGAUAUCAGCUACACUUUUGAUAUUCGGAAGGAGUGGCUUUAGAAUUCAAUGAAUCAAUCAUCAUGAGCUGAAAUCUCCUUCACUCUUUUACUUUCUUAUUGCUUUUCUGUUGUUUAUAUUUUAUUUCUAAUCCUGUCUGAGACCAGUAUAAUCUUAACAAUGACGAGAGGAUUUUCAUGAAGAAAUCAAAGUGACGAUUUUCAUUUGGCAGAUAAUAAAAUUGACUAUGCCUCUCUGUUCUCA
Molecule: messenger RNA, 2095 nt
Organism: Cicer arietinum (chickpea)
Lineage: Eukaryota; Viridiplantae; Streptophyta; Magnoliopsida; Fabales; Fabaceae
Product: rho GDP-dissociation inhibitor 1-like
Biological process (GO): Rho protein signal transduction
Cellular component (GO): membrane; cytoplasm; cytosol
Molecular function (GO): protein binding; Rho GDP-dissociation inhibitor activity
Source: RefSeq, a predicted model, not a curated record